Corylus avellana is the source of this 4975-nucleotide messenger RNA. It is a transcript of the gene EIN2, whose product is annotated as NRAMP metal ion transporter family protein. NCBI's taxonomy places the organism in Eukaryota, Viridiplantae, Streptophyta, Magnoliopsida, Fagales, Betulaceae. Gene Ontology annotation, biological process: ethylene-activated signaling pathway; iron ion transmembrane transport; manganese ion transport. The record is from RefSeq and is a predicted model, not a curated record. Gene Ontology annotation, cellular component: plasma membrane. Gene Ontology annotation, molecular function: cadmium ion transmembrane transporter activity; manganese ion transmembrane transporter activity.
GCUCUCUCUCCUUUUCUCUCUCUUCAAGAUGGCCUUGAAAACCCACUCGUAAAUUUCUGUUCUUUUUCUUUUUUUCUCUCAGAAAAUUGAGCUGCUCUCUCUCUCUCUCUCUCGCUCUAUAUAUAUAUAAAAAAUAUAUACAAAUAAAAUGACAAAGCCGUGGGGUCUCUGAGGGCGUCUGAGAUCUACUUGUAGAACUAUAGAUAGAGAUUGGCUGAGAAAGGAAAAGCGAGAGCACUGCAGGAGGAGAAGGAUUAAACCUAAGCAGGGGUAGUGAAGAAAGGUGACUCCAUUUAAUGGAGUCUGACCUGUGGAUUUCAGUUGAGAAUCUCUAUUUUGUAUACUCCGUAAUUCAAGUAAUGGUGGAAGUCUUGCAUGAAUUGGUUUAAAUUUCUAGUCAUGCUCAGGUGAUGAAUAGAAAAAUUUAUUGGGUAUCAACAUCAGUUUAUGGUGGCAUUCAAUUGAAUUUCAUUGAAAGCAUACUAUUGGGAUCUCAAGAUCACAGCUAGUGUUGGAAGUUUAAUGUGAUAGCAGUUACAAUUUGAAGCUCUUUGGUCUGAUUCAGGCAAGUUGCAUUUGUAGGGCCUGGAAGAGACACAUCACCUUGGUCAUCAUUGGAUGUAUAUACUCAUUCCAUUCACUUCUAGGGAGAUCAUAGAUUAGAAUUGUGCUUCACUGCGGCUGGUAUUGUUAAUCCCAGAAGUUGCACGUCUUAGUAAAUGAAUUGUGAAGGUUGUACAUCCUUUCUUGGAAGCACAGUUAGCAGUGAUAUGAUAUAUUAGUUUACACUCAUCUAGAGGUCCUCCUGUUGCUUGGAAUAUUUAAGUAUCAUACUACACUGGUACUUCUGUUUUGUUCAAAGUACCAAUCAAUAACAUGGAAGCUGAGAGUUUUAAUUCUAACCAUCUUCUGGGUAGUCCUAAUCGGCUACUUCCUGCUGUUGUACCUGUGCUUCUGAUUUCAAUUGGAUAUGUUGACCCUGGGAAGUGGGCAGCGACUGUUGAAGGUGGUGCACGGUUUGGGUCUGAUCUGGUAGUGUUGAUGCUUGUAUUCAAUUUUGCUGCUAUUUUAUGUCAAUACCUGUCUGCUCGGAUUGGCUUAGUCACUGGAAAAGAUCUUGCACAGAUUUGCAGUGAUGAGUACGAUAAGUAUACGUGCAUAUUCAUAGGAGUCCAAACGGAGGUUUCUGUGAUUGCAUUGGACCUUACCAUGGUCCUUGGCCUUGCACAUGGACUUAAUCUUCUUUUUGGGUGGGACUUGUUCACUUGUGUCUUUUUGACUGCUGUCAAUGCUGUUUUAUUUCCACUUUUUGCCAUCCUCCUGGAAAACAACAAGGCAAAGUUUCUGUGCAUAUGCACGUCAGGCCUUAUUUUACUUUCUGUUGUUCUUGGAGUAGUCAUCAGUCAACCAGAAAUCUCGCUUUCAAUGAAUGGGAUGCUAACAAAGUUAAGUGGGGAGAGUGUGUAUGCACUUAUGAGUCUUCUUGGGGCAAAUAUCAUGCCUCAUAACUUCUUUCUUCAUUCUUCUAUUGUACAGCAAUAUCAGGGAUCAACAAACAUUUCCAAGGAUGCCUUGUGUCAUAACCAUUUUGUUGCCAUCUUAUGCGUCUUUAGCGGUAUUUAUCUGGUGAAUUAUGUGCUGAUGGUCUCAGCGGCAAAUGUAUUUAACAGUACUGGCCUAGUCGUGCUUACUUUUCAGGAGGCAAUUUCACUAAUGGAACAGGUGUUUAGGAUUCCCAUAGCUCCCUUUGCCUAUCUAUUGGUUUUGUUUUUCUCAAAUCAAAUCACAUCAUUAACCUGGAGUCUCUCUGGACGAGUAGUUUUGCAAGAUUUCUUGAAGCUGGACAUUCCUAUUUGGCUUCAUUGUGCUACAAUUAGAGUUAUUGCUGUUGUUCCAGCCCUUUACUGCGUGUGGAGUUCAGGAUCUGAUGGGAUGUAUCAACUGCUUAUACUCACACAGGUGAUAGUAGCUCUGCUACUUCCAUCUUCUGUGAUCCCCCUUUUCCGUGUUGCUGCAUCAAGAUCAAUAAUGGGUGUCUACAAAAUUUCUCAGUUUGUGGAGUUUUUAGCCCUCAUCACUUUUAUUGGGAUGCUAGGCUUGAAGCUUAUGUUUGUGGUAGAAAUGGCAUUUGGAAAUAGUGAUUGGGUUGGAAAUUUGAGGUGGAACAUGGGGAGUAGCAUGUCUUUCUCUUACAUAGUUCUUCUUUUCACUGCUUGUGCGUCACUUUGUUUGAUGCUUUGGCUAUUAGCUACCCCAUUAAAAUCUGCAAGUGCUAAAUUAGAUGCUCAGGUGUGGAACUGGGAUACGCCAAAGGCUGUACCUGAUCCAUCCACCGAGAGAGAGGAAACUGAUUUAACUGGAGCUGGAUAUUAUGGAGAGGCAUCUGUUCAGAUGCAAGAACCAUCACCAGCCGAGGGGAAGGGUUUGCAGAGUCAUUCAGACAUACCAGUUGCAGAUUUAGACCAUAAUUUGCCUGAAACUAUUAUGGAGCCUGAUCAGGAGCUCCAUUUGACUACUGUAGAGGAAAAUCGUUCUAAUGCUACAUUUCCUAGCUCGCCCACAUUUGGCCUGGAGGAAUCUGGAACCACAGGAGAGUCAGUCCCUGUUUCAACCGUUUCUAGUGAGGUUUCUGAUGUUAAAUUGCUCGACUCUGGAACUGUGAAAACUGGAUCAAUGGACCCUGUGGAGAAUGUUGAAAUUGAGGGAGAUCUACAAACUGAAAAAGAUGAUGAUGAGGGAGACACCUGGGAGGCUGAAGAAUCAUCUAAAGGGGUUUCUGGGAGCACCCAAUCUUUGACAUCUGAGGGUCCGGGAUCAUUUAGAAGUCUCAGUGGGAAAGGUGAUGAAGGUGGGAGUGGUGCUGGAAGUCUUUCAAGAUUAGCAGGAUUGGGUCGUGCAGCAAGGCGUCAACUAGCACAAGUUCUUGAUGAGUUUUGGGGUCAACUGUAUGAUUUCCAUGGGCAAGCUACUCAAGAAGCGAAGGCUAAGAAACUGGAUGUGUUGCUAGGGGUGGAUUCUAAGCUUGCCUCUUCAUCACUAAAAGUGGAUAUCACUACAAAGGAAAUUUCUGGAUACUUGCCAUCUGUGGGAGGCAGGGGGUCUGAUCAUCUUAUAAACUCAAGUCUAUAUGACUCUCCCAAGCAGCAGAAUGUGCAAAGGAGCUUGGAGUCAUUGUAUGGGGUUCAAAGAGGAUCUUCGUCGUUGUGGUCCAACCCCGUGCAGCUGUUGGGUGCAUAUGUGCAGAAUUCAAGCCACAAUGUCAUCGACUCCAGCGAAAGGCCCUAUUCUAGUGUGCGCAAUCUACAACCUUCUGAAAGCUGGGAUUAUCAGCCGGCUACGGUACAUGGUUAUCAGAUAGCAUCCUAUCGAAUGGCUAAAGACAGAAGCUCUGAUCACUUAAAUAAUCCAAUGGAGUCUUCAGCCUUGAGAUCCCCAUCAUUGGGUGUUACAAACUACAGAGAUUCGAUUGCAUUUUCUUCAAGGCAAAAGUUGCACAAUGGGUUAAGCUUUGGUCAGGCCUCCGGUUUACCAAACCCUGCAAUAUCCAGGGAUAGUCCAUUGCAUUCUGAAAGAUCAUAUUAUGAUUUCUGCACUUCUGGACCUGCUGAGAUUUAUUCAAGUUCAGGCAACACGAAAAAGUACCAUAGCUUGCCAGACAUGUCAGGGUUGUCAAUCCCGCAGCGGGAUUUAUACAUCUCUGAUAAGAGUUCUCAAUGGGACAGUGCUGGGGGAUAUGGAUCCUCUGUUGCUAGAACAGGUUAUGAACCAUCCUUAUAUCCAAAUUUUGGAUCAAGAACAGGAGCCCCUUUGGCAUUUGAUGAACUGUCUCCAUCAAAAGCUUACAGAGAUGGUUUCUCCUCGCAGUGGAAUUCUGACACUGGAUCCCUCUGGUCUAGACAACCUUUUGAGCAGUUUGGUGUAGCUGAUAAAUAUCGUACCGUUGGGAGCGAAGGAGUUGGAAGUAGGGCAAGUUCAAUUACACAAGAAGCUACUUCUGUUGUGGAUUCAGAGGCCAAACUUCUUCAAUCUUUUAGACAUUGCAUUGUGAAGCUGUUGAAAUUGGAAGGAUCUGACUGGUUGUUUAGACAAAAUGAUGGGGCUGAUGAGGAUCUAAUUGACCGCGUGGCUGCAAGGGAGAAACUCCUUUAUGAAGCUGAAACUAGAGAGAUGAAUAGGUCGGUUCACUUGGGUGAGCCUCAGUAUCUGUCUUCUGAUAGGAAAUCUGCUUCGACAAUGAGGAAUAACGAUGCAACUUUCAACAACUUUUUGAUCUACUCGGUUCCUCAUUGCGGGGAGGGCUGUAUUUGGAGAUCGGAUUUGAUAGUAAGCUUUGGAGUCUGGUGCAUCCACCGGGUUCUUGAUCUUUCCCUUAUGGAAAGCCGGCCAGAGCUAUGGGGGAAGUAUACUUAUGUACUCAACCGUCUGCAGGGAAUCGUUGAUGUGGCGUUUUCAAAACCUCGAUCUCCAAUGACCCCGUGCUUCUGCCUUGAAAUCCCUACAAAUUUCCAGCAGAAGUCAAGCCCUCCGCCUGUAUCAAAUGGAAUGCUGCCCCCAGCCUCUAAACCGGGCAGGGGAAAAUGCACAACUGCAGCAGUGCUUCUAGAUAUAAUCAAGGAUGUAGAGAUUGCAAUUUCUUGCAGAAAGGGCAGAACAGGAACCGCUGCCGGCGAUGUGGCUUUCCCAAAGGGAAAAGAGAAUCUGGCAUCUGUCCUCAAACGUUACAAGCGUCGAUUAUCCAACAAACCUGUUGGUGCUCAUGAGGGGUCUGCUCUACGAAAGGUUCCCACAUCUGCUCCAUAUACCUCAUAGCUCCCUUCUCUCUCUCUUCUCUCUCUCUCUCUCUCAAUGUGUAUCAAAGUUUUUGCUGCAAAGUUUAUUUCCUUGUAUGUUAAAUAUGCAUAGGAUAACAAUUACUGGGCAUGUAAUCGCAGCAGAAUUAAUGAAAAUGGUUAGAAGAAAGGUGGAAAAUUGAUUA